Venustampulla echinocandica is the source of this 1635-nucleotide messenger RNA. Its product is annotated as Phosphatases II. Gene Ontology annotation, cellular component: cell projection; plasma membrane; cytosol. Gene Ontology annotation, biological process: phosphatidylinositol dephosphorylation; protein dephosphorylation; negative regulation of cell population proliferation. The record is from RefSeq and is a predicted model, not a curated record. The coding region runs from base 1 to 1635 and encodes 544 amino acids. Gene Ontology annotation, molecular function: protein tyrosine phosphatase activity; phosphatidylinositol-3,4,5-trisphosphate 3-phosphatase activity; protein tyrosine/serine/threonine phosphatase activity. The transcript has a single exon. Lineage: Eukaryota; Fungi; Ascomycota; Leotiomycetes; Helotiales; Pleuroascaceae.
AUGGCCUCUCUCCUCCGCCAAAUCGUCGCAGGCCCGCGCUCCCGACAUCCAGAAGCUGGGCUAGAUCUUUGCUACGUGACGGAUCAAAUAAUCGCAACGUCGGGUCCUAGCGGUACCUAUCCGCAGCGAGCGUACCGCAACCCUCUUGAUCAACUGGUCAAAUUCCUGGACUACAAACAUGGUGAAGAUUGGGCCAUAUGGGAAUUCAGGGCUGAAGGGACGGGAUACCCAGAUUCCGAAGUUUAUGGGAGGGUAUGGCAUUAUCCUUGGCCGGAUCAUCAUCCUCCUCCAUUCAGACUUGUCCCUAUGAUUAUGGCCGGGAUGCACAAGUGGCUGAAUGAGAAAAGGCCUGAACAGGGACAGAAGAAAACGGAGCCGAGGAACGAGAGGGUAGUGGUCGUCCAUUGUAAGGCUGGGAAGGGACGAAGUGGGACUAUGGCUUGCAGCUAUCUGAUUUCGGAGUGUGGAUGGAAACUUGAUGAAGCAUUGGCGAGAUUUACGGAGAGGAGAAUGCGGCCUGGUUUUGGACAGGGUGUCUCGAUCCCGAGUCAGUUGCGAUGGGUCGGAUAUGUUGAUCGCUGGGCGAAGUCUGGCAAGGUGUACAUGGAUAGGAGUAUUGAGAUUAUGGAGGUCCAUGUCUGGGGUCUGAGAGACGGUGUUAAGGUCCAGAUUGAAGGAUACGUGGAUGAAGGGAAGAAAAUCAAGGUAUUCCAUGCCUUUUCAAGGAAGGAAAGAGUAAUUGUGGAGGGUGGUGCUCCUGGUAGUGGUGGUAUCAAGGAUAUGAUAUCAGAUAUGGCGGCAGGUCUACAGGACGAAGUCAUCCUGCCGAAAACAAAGUCACAAGCUCGGCCUGAUGGUGCAGGCGACAGUAAACCAAACAAAACCUCCACAAUAUCAACACCAACUGGUUUAAAUUCCACAGACACCAGCACCACGGCGAAUGAGGAAGAGGAAGCUGGCGGCAGUGCAGUCAUAUUCAGGCCCUCUAGCCCAGUUAUUCUUCCGAACAGUGAUAUCAAUAUCGAUUUCGAACGCCGGAACAAAGCCUCGAUGGGGUGGACGAUGGUCACCGCAAUUGCCCACAUCUGGUUCAACGCAUACUUCGAGGGAAAUGGCCCAGAACAAAACGGAAGACCUGACGAAAGUGGUGUUUUCGAGAUUGAUUGGGACAAGAUGGAUGGAAUCAAAGGCUCAAGCAGGAAAGGAACUCGGGCAUUAGAUCGAUUAGCAGUGGUUUGGAGAGCCUGUGACCCAGGACCCGGUCACGGUGCGAAGGACGAGAUAAUUCGCGAGCCCGGUGUUGAUUCACCCCUUCUACAGAUGUCUCCGGCGGAUUGGAAGGGUGGCAAUGGAACUUCCCCUGGGCUUGGGAAGGAUCUUGGGUUGAGGACUGAGAGCCCUGCGAGCGCUGAAAUCAGCAAAGCGAGCAGUGUGAAGAGCGAAACCAAGAAUACUGAUAAUGAUUCCGAGGAAGGUGUGAAACCUAGUGGCCCAUCUGGGGAGGAGUAUCUGGGUGUCGAUAUGGACGAGCUGCCUCAACCGAAGGCGAGUAGCUCUGAGCCGACUAUGGCGGCUGUGAAUGCUGGACUCGAUACUGCAUCUACCACGACCUCACAGCGCGGAACUACGACCUAG